Molecule: messenger RNA, 711 nt
Organism: Melozone crissalis (California towhee)
Lineage: Eukaryota; Metazoa; Chordata; Aves; Passeriformes; Passerellidae
Product: serine/threonine-protein kinase pim-1-like
Exons: 5
Biological process (GO): negative regulation of apoptotic process; protein autophosphorylation
Cellular component (GO): cytoplasm
Molecular function (GO): ATP binding; protein serine/threonine kinase activity
Source: RefSeq, a predicted model, not a curated record
AUGGCCUUGGCCUCAGGGCACAGGCUGCUGCCGUCCUCGCAGCUGCGAGCCGCCCCGGGCCGCCGGCCGGCCUCGGCCACAGCUCCCGCCCUGCAGGAGCGGUACAGGCUGGGAUCGCUGCUGGGGCGCGGCGGCUUCGGCAGAGUCUUCGCGGCCACGAGGCUCUCGGACGGCGCCCCGGUGGCCAUCAAAAGGGUGCCACGGAACCGCGUCCGGCACUGGGGCGAGCUGCCCGACGGCACCAGCGCACCCCUGGAGAUCGUGCUGCUGGCCAGGGUGUCCACUGGCUUCCCCGGUGUGGUCCAGCUGCUGGAGUGGCUCGAGCUCCCCAACUGCAUCGUGAUGGUGCUGGAGCGGCCAGAGCGGUGUCAGGACCUGCAUCAUUUCAUUCGGGCACGGCGGUUCCUGCCUGAGGAGGUGGCACGGGAGCUGUUCCGCCAGGUGCUGGAGGCCGUGCGGCACUGCACCAGCUGCGGGGUCCUGCACCGCGACAUCAAACCAGAGAACAUCCUGGUUGACCUGGACACCGGGCAGGCCAAACUCAUUGACUUUGGCUGUGGCACCUACCUGCAGGACACAGUCUACACUCACUUUGCAGGAACACUGUCCUACAGCCCCCCGGAAUGGAACGACUUUGGCUGGUACCAUGGCAAGGCAGCAACAGUCUGGUCCCUGGGCAUCCUGCUGCACCAGAUGGUCUGCGGGGAGCAC